AUGAGAGUUGUCGACGAUGCAGAGACGGCGAGGAGAAGCAUGAAAAGCGAUGUCACUGUGGGAGGUGGGAACACGAGUAUGGGGGUGGAGGUAGGGGCGAGGGCGGGGGACGGGAGCAGCAGCGGUGGAACGGUGGGCGCGAGCGUGGAGGUGGGAGGGGCGGGCAGCGGCAGCAGUGGCGGGGCAGUGGAGGCGGGCGUGCAGGUGGCGACGCAGAUCACGGUGCCGGGCGUCAGCCUCCCCGUCAACUUUAAUGUUCUCCGCUGCUUCAGCCUUCCCCGUGCGGCGGCCAAGGCGGGGCGGGACGUGCAGGUGUGGUGGCACGGGCUCACGGGCGGCAGCAACAGCGGGAAGCAGCAGGCGGGUGCGGCGUGCAAGCAGCUGCAGUUCUUUGCCAACCCCGCCUGCAAGGGCAAGGCGCUGGAUGAGGUGCUCAAGCCGCAGUUUGCCAACCUGCGGAGAUUCUUCAACGUGCCCAGGUGGGUCGUGAGGGCAACCUGGCAGCCUGGCAGGUGA
This is a messenger RNA of Closterium sp. Yama58-4, 516 nucleotides long. The record is from the annotation of a GenBank genome assembly. NCBI's taxonomy places the organism in Eukaryota, Viridiplantae, Streptophyta, Zygnematophyceae, Desmidiales, Closteriaceae.